UGAUUUUAAGAUGUAAUAUAUAUGUGAUAUAAACACAAAUUUCAGUUUCGACAGGCUUGUAUAUUAAACAUUUAAAACAUUUUAGUCAUCUUUAUAUAGUAAGUACAUUAUGACAAUUGCUAUGCUACCAGGAAGGGUUCGGGUUUGGUGAAUAAGGCAUACUCCUCUAAUCUUGCUUCACGGAGAUGUGUUUUGAUAUUGUUGUUCAGACAUUAAACACAAAUUGAUGCGUUCAAUGGAUAAUAAGAAUUGCAGUUAUGGAAAAAAAACACUCAUUUUCUACUUUGCUUAAGAAAGUAUCAAGAGUAAAGUAUGUCUAGACACAGAAAAGAAUUAGAAGUGAGGUUUAUACGAUACACACAAGAUGAAAUUCAUGAUACAUUCGAUGACGGUACACGUUUAAGGGACACACUGGACAAUCUUCACCAUAAACGCUAUGAUGUGGACAAGAUACCAAAAAUAACAGUUGUCAAAAGAGAUGAAGUUUAUUUUUCUCUUGAUAACAGGCGACUGUGGGUGUUUCAACAAUAUGCAAACUACUUGAAAGAAAAAGAAAACGUUUUAUUAAAAGUACCUGUAAUAUUCGGAACAUCAGACUGUUUGGAAACUAGAGGAAUGACUACAACAACAGAGGGUGAGGAUAUCAAAUUACGUCAUCAAGGAGCGACUAAAACAUUCCCGAAUAUAAAAUACAUAUCGUUGUCAAAGAUUUGUUACAGCACUGACAAACUUUUUCGAUUAACUAGAUCGGGCGGACUUGAUCAACGUUCCACAAUUGAAGAGGAAUUCGAAAGAUUCAGUUCGACAAAACCUUUUAAAAUACCAGUGCUGAAAGUCGUCCAAAGAAGAGGUAAACUUUAUGCUUUAGAUAACCGUAAACUCUGGCUGGUCAAGAAAUGGUUUCAGAAAAUUUUUGAUUUUGUUAAUACUGAAGAGCAAAAAAGUUCUUUCCAAAAAAAUAUCGUGGAUAGUUCUAGUAGACCGAACAAGGAAAGCGAAGUCAAUAGCAAGGAACUAGAGGGUGCCGUUGCAAGUUCUAAUAGCACAAAUUAUGAAGAAAUCAACGAUGUUAUAAAAGUAGAAAUGAGACCUUAUGGUGAAUUACCAGCAAAUUUCUUAAUUGAAAACGAAGGCUUAUCUGUAACACUUGUACAGGGAGAACCAAGAAUAAGAAGAAGUCAUUAUAGACGACUCUCAAUAGAUCAUGAUUCUGUUGAUGUGGAAAAUAUUUCUGACCCAAUAAAUGAUAGUUCCGAUUCCGAGCAAUGAUUUAACUUUCACAGCUUAUUUCAGCACAAGCAACCCGAAAGAACACAUACAUAACUGUAAAGGUGUCUUGUAGUUCAAGUUGACAUUUUGGGCUUGUAAAAUAUGAAAAUGACAAUGACU
Ruditapes philippinarum (Manila clam) is the source of this 1389-nucleotide messenger RNA. RefSeq lists its product as uncharacterized. Lineage: Eukaryota; Metazoa; Mollusca; Bivalvia; Venerida; Veneridae. The transcript is spliced from 2 exons. The coding region runs from base 313 to 1269 and encodes 318 amino acids. The record is from RefSeq and is a predicted model, not a curated record.